Hydatigera taeniaeformis is the source of this 570-nucleotide messenger RNA. NCBI's taxonomy places the organism in Eukaryota, Metazoa, Platyhelminthes, Cestoda, Cyclophyllidea, Taeniidae. The record is from the annotation of a GenBank genome assembly.
AUGGAGUGUGUAGGCGAUGACAACGAAUACGAGUACGUGUAUGAGAGCGAUUGCCGACCAGCACCCAUUCACCAGCCUGACAAUCUGGCCAUACCAGACGGACAGUUCUGCAAUAACACACUCUACAGGGCUGAUUAUCGUGGCCAAGAUUGCUGCAGGCCCGAUCCCAUUAAACAACCCGACAAUUUAGCUGUUCCCGAUGGCCAAUUCUGUAAUAACACCCUUUACAGAGCCGAUUAUCGUGGUCAGGACUGUUGUAGGCCUGAUGCCAUAAAACAGCCUGAUAACCUGGCCAUUCCGGAUGGACAGUUCUGUAAUAAUACCUUGUACAGAGCGGAUUAUCGGGGUCAGGAUUGCUGUAGACCCGAGGCAAUCAAACAACCGGACAACUUGGCUAUUCCGGAUGGGCAGUUCUGUAACAACACAUUGUAUAGAGCUGACUACCGUGGUCAGGACUGUUGCAGACCCGAAGCUAUCAAACAGCCGGAUAACUUAGCCAUUCCAGACGGGCAAUUCUGCAAUAACACACUCUACAGGGCUGACUAUCGAGGGCAGGAUUGUUGUAGACCC